Messenger RNA from Zygotorulaspora mrakii, 1227 nucleotides. It is a transcript of the gene RNR4, whose product is annotated as ribonucleotide-diphosphate reductase subunit RNR4. Gene Ontology annotation, biological process: deoxyribonucleotide biosynthetic process. Bases 1 to 1227 code for a protein of 408 amino acids. NCBI's taxonomy places the organism in Eukaryota, Fungi, Ascomycota, Saccharomycetes, Saccharomycetales, Saccharomycetaceae. The record is from RefSeq and is a predicted model, not a curated record. Gene Ontology annotation, molecular function: oxidoreductase activity. The transcript has a single exon.
AUGGUUAAGGAAACUCCAUCAAAGGUCGCUGCUAGUGCAUUAUCUGAUUUGGAACUGAAAGAUGCAAAAAAUUUACAGUCUUCUCUAGAAGCUUUGCCUGAAGGUAGCAGAGUACACGAGGCAAAGAGUAUCGAAGAAGAACAAAAGUCUUUAGAUUUGAGAUUGUCAAAGGCAGCUUUGGAGCACGCUCAAUUCUUGAAAUCUCAUCAAGUUCAUCGCCACAAGCUAAAGGAAAUGGAAAAGGAUGAACCAAUCUUGGUGGAAAACAAACGUAGAUUUGUUCUGUUCCCAAUCAAGUACCAUGAAAUUUGGCAAGCUUACAAGAGAGCCGAGGCGUCGUUCUGGACUGCUGAGGAGAUCGAUUUGUCAAAAGAUAUCCACGAUUGGAACAAUAGAAUGAAUGAGAAUGAAAGGUUUUUCAUUUCCAGAGUUUUAGCAUUCUUCGCUGCAUCUGAUGGUAUUGUAAACGAAAAUUUAGUCGAGAACUUUUCCGCAGAGGUUCAAAUACCAGAGGCAAAAUGCUUUUACGGUUUCCAAAUUAUGAUGGAAAACAUCCACUCAGAGACUUAUUCUUUGUUGAUUGAUACAUACAUCAAGGAUCCAAAGGAGAGCGAUUUCCUUUUCAAUGCAAUUGAAAAUAUACCACAGAUAAAAGAAAAAGCCGAGUGGGCAAUCAGAUGGAUCAAAGAUGAGGAUGCCAUCUUUGCCGAAAGAUUGGUUGCAUUUGCUGCAAUUGAAGGUAUUUUCUUCUCAGGUUCAUUUGCAGCUAUAUUCUGGCUGAAAAAGAAAGGUUUAAUGCCAGGUUUAACUUUUUCAAACGAGUUGAUAUGUAGAGAUGAGGGUCUUCAUACCGAUUUUGCUUGUCUCUUGUUUGCUCACUUGAAAAAUCAACCUGAGCCAUCAAUUAUUGAGAAGAUUAUCACAGAAGCUGUUGAAAUUGAAAAGAGAUAUUUUAUUGAUGCUUUGCCUGUAUCACUAUUGGGUAUGAAUGCUGACUUAAUGAAUCAAUAUGUUGAGUUUGUUGCUGAUAGACUAUUGGUUGCUUUCGGUAAUGAAAAGUAUUUCAAUGUUACAAAUCCAUUUGAUUUUAUGGAAAAUAUUUCUCUUGCCGGUAAGACGAAUUUCUUUGAGAAAAGAGUAUCAGACUACCAGAAAGCUGGUGUCAUCGCAAAAUCAAGUAAUCAAGAGUCUGAAGGUGGCGCCUUCACUUUUGAUGAAGACUUUUAA